AUGUCCAUCAAGAAUCCCCACCAGCUUGUCGCUGAGUACAAAAAGUCCGGCGAAUUUGAUCGUCUUCGCCGCGAACUCUAUGCUCAAUUCCAAGCUUCUGAGGGACUUGAGACGUUCAUGGCACGAGUGGACGAUGUGGUAGAAAAGCGCUUGGAGUCGGAUCUAAAGCUGCAGUACAUGGCACCGGACAACGUUCAGCGCGAACUUCUGAAAGAACUGGACCGAUAUCCCAUCGUGGAGCGUGCGCUGGUGGAUAUGCCCGCGUUUGCUGAUCCAGAGUUCGGUGCUUCGAUACGAAGGAGCGCUCGUGCAAUCUUGCAGGAAGACAGGGGACCUCCCAAACAGGAUGAUGACGAAGCAGAAGACGAUGAUGUGGAUAUGGACGUGGACGACGACGAGACCAGCUCAGACGAGAGCCUGGAGCUGGAGAUAUCGGAGAUACCAGAGACUCCUAAUCCUCACUCUCAAGCUGAGGAAAAUGACAUGGAUAUAUCGGCGCCUGCAUCUACUCCCGCCAUGGACGAAGCAGUUGCACCCUUACAAAUGGUCAACGGCGACCUACAGGAACCAGUCCAUGGUCCUGAUAUUUCUUUGGAUCAGGCUUUGACGCCUAUGGACUCUGAGCCCUAGUACUUGCAUAUGUAUGUAUUACUAUGAUUACAAUUGGAAACUGAGCUGGGCGAACCGCUAUCCAAUCUGCAGCAUUGUGCGUUGAAGACCGCGGCAGCAACGUCGACGAUUGGAGUGAUACUGGGUGAGUUUGGUGUCUCGCCUAUUGACGGGUGGGGGCAAGAACUUCAUUCAGAAUCGUGACAUGCAAGUGUACGAAUAGCGACGAACAAUACAAGGCCAAGUAUAUAUGAUAACUUCACAUAUCAUCCACAUCCUCACCCAUGGAAUACUCUGACAACUCAUCCGUGGAAUACUCUGAAGCAUCCGCCAGCGAUCCACUAUCAGACCCCUCCAUAUUUUCCCAUGGGUCGCCCGUCGUCUUGACCUUAAGGCCACCCUCGACCAAUCGCAUGAGCCUGGCAUAGGCAUCGGGAGCCUCUUGCUGCAUCCUAAUCUUGUCGGUAACGAGAAGACUGAAGGACUUAAAAUAAUUGUUUGUUGAGACGUGUCGCCUGGACUCCAACAUGGUGACAAGCUGAUCGUAACUCCAGGUAUGAGGCCAUCCGAGUUGAUGAGGCUCGAGGCUCCACCGUUUCGGCCGUUCGAGCACGAUCUCGGUGAGAAGAAUGUUGGAGCUCCAGAGGAGUUGAUUGUCGUUGCCGAACCGGAUGGUGAGAAAGGUGAAGAGCGUGUCCCAAUCCCCAAUCCCAGCUGUGUUGGUGAUUUCGAGAUGUUGGAUCAUAGAAAGGUUGGUCAAGAGUUCGAUGAUCUGCGAUGAGUCCAUGAAGGAGUCGCACAGAAGGAGGUCAGCGAGGUUUGCUGAGAAAUGAUAGGUGAACUCCAUGAAGGUGUCCCAGAUAUCGUCUUCCCAUGGCUGGUUUUCCGUAUACAACGACAAAGUGUCCAAAUGGGGGAGGAUCAGGGUGUCUGCGAAUAUGGCGACCAGCGCUGGGUCCAUCAUAAUCUCGAGAUACCGAAGGUCUGGUAGAGUGACCUGUUCGGCGGAAGCUAUGAUGGUAGCAAGCUCUGGGUCGGAAAACCCUGGGCCGAACUUGAGCGAUAGGCUGUCAAGUCUGAUGGAGCUGCACAUGGCAGAGACGAACCAGUUCAUGCAAAGACGGGGCUUUUGCACGGUCUUCUCGUCAACUAUUGCGCUCGAGAGUGUGAGGGUGUCCAACCCGGCCCAUGGCAAUGCCCAUGAGUCGUCCAGAAUAGGGUGACCUAGCGUCAACUCUCGAAGUUUGGUCGCAUUCUUGAGAGCACGAGCGAGACCGGUUGAAACGGGUCCCUGCGCAUCCGUAAGAUGAAAUUUCUUCAAUAACGGGAAUGCAUUUUCGGAAAGACCGUCAAAAAAUGACAGGUCGUGGUCGUCCAAAGGUAGCCAAACGCGUUCCCAUCGUCGACUGUGGGAGAUCAUGGCGGUAAGGUAACGCCGUAGAAAAGUCGUCGGCAUAUCCUUCAGCCCACGAACUUCGAGUCUAGCGAUGGGAUAUGGCUCGGAGCACUUCAACCAGAGCGCAGUAGAGCUGGUAAAUGAGCGCAGUGAGGUCCAAUUUCUGGGAGGUUCGGGGAGGCGAAGCUUUGUCCAAAGCAUGGGUGUAGAGUAUGCGGUGGCACGCCAUUUACGGCAGACAAGGGUGAAGACAAGAGGAGCUUUAUG
Molecule: messenger RNA, 2272 nt
Organism: Stereum hirsutum FP-91666 SS1
Lineage: Eukaryota; Fungi; Basidiomycota; Agaricomycetes; Russulales; Stereaceae
Exons: 6
Coding region: 1-630 (209 amino acids)
Source: RefSeq, a predicted model, not a curated record